Molecule: messenger RNA, 2206 nt
Organism: Tarenaya hassleriana
Lineage: Eukaryota; Viridiplantae; Streptophyta; Magnoliopsida; Brassicales; Cleomaceae
Product: CDPK-related kinase 2
Exons: 11
Coding region: 175-1947 (590 amino acids)
Biological process (GO): peptidyl-serine phosphorylation; protein autophosphorylation; intracellular signal transduction
Cellular component (GO): nucleus; cytoplasm
Molecular function (GO): calcium/calmodulin-dependent protein kinase activity; ATP binding; calmodulin binding
Source: RefSeq, a predicted model, not a curated record
AAUCCAACAGCCUCUCUCUUCUCUACAGCUCAUUUUCUCUCUCAUUCUCUCUCUAGAACUGGAGCUUUAAUUCUUCAAAGGCAUCCCACUGAUCUGUCUUGAUCUCCAACCUAUCUUGUCUGCUCCUUGUCUGAAAUUUUUUUGUCUGUGUUUGCUUCUUCUUCGCCGGCGACAAUGGGUGGUUGCACCUCCAAACCCUCUGACAAACCCAACCCUUAUGCUCCCAGAAACACCUUCCCUCAAAAUGACGAUUCUACCCCCUCCCAUCUCGCCAAAUCACAGGCUCCUACCCCUGCCGCCGCCGCAAAGGCCUCGCCUUUCUUCCCUUUCUACACCCCGAGCCCCGCCCACCACCGCAGCGGCGGAAGAGAGAGCAAGAGCAUGAUGAGUACACCCCUCCAUCACCUCCGGCGACAUUUCCACCCUCUGUCUCCGGCGAGACACAUAAGAGUGGCGCUGCGGCGGAGGAAGGGGAGGAAGGAGGCGGCGGCGGAGACGGCGGAGAUUUCGGUGGAGACGGAGGGAGAAGAAUUGGGUCUGGACAAGAGAUUUGGGUUCUCGAAGGAUCUGAAGAGUAAAGUGGACUUAGGGGAAGAGGUAGGGCGAGGCCAUUUUGGGUACACUUGUUCUGCAAAGUUCAAGAAAGGGGAGCUCAAAGGUCAACAGAUUGCAGUUAAGGUCAUCCCAAAAUCAAAGAUGACUUCAGCAAUUGCUAUAGAAGAUGUAAGAAGGGAAGUCAAAAUUCUACGGGCGUUAUCUGGGCAUAACAAUCUCGUACAUUUCUAUGAUGCAUUCGAGGACAAUGAGAACGUCUACGUCGUGAUGGAGUUGUGUGAAGGUGGUGAACUCCUUGACAGAAUACUUGCAAGGGGCGGGAAAUAUUCUGAGGAUGAUUCGAAGACAGUGCUUAUACAGAUUCUGAGUGUUGUGGCUUUCUGUCAUCUCCAGGGAGUUGUUCAUCGAGAUUUAAAACCAGAGAACUUCUUGUACAGUUCCAAGGAGGAGAAUUCUCAAUUGAAAGCCAUAGACUUUGGAUUAUCAGACUUUGUCAGACCAGAUGAAAGGCUCAAUGAUAUCGUGGGAAGUGCAUACUAUGUAGCCCCUGAAGUCCUACACAGAUCAUAUACUACAGAGGCUGAUGUAUGGAGCAUUGGAGUAAUGGCGUAUAUUCUACUAUGCGGUAGUCGUCCAUUUUGGGCAAGAACUGAGUCGGGAAUUUUUCGGGCAGUUCUAAAAGCUGACCCCAGUUUCGAUGAAUCGCAUUGGCCUUCACUAUCUCCAGAAGCAAAAGACUUUGUUAAGAGGUUACUGUACAAAGAUCCCCGGAAAAGAAUGACAGCCUCACAAGCUUUGAUGCAUCCUUGGAUCAGGGAUUACAAGGAAAUCAAGAUCCCUCUCGAUAUUUUGAUAUUUAGACAGUUAAAGUCAUACUUGAGAUCUUCUACGUUGCGGAAGACUGCUUUAAGGGCUCUGUCCCAGACACUAUCUGAAGACGAACUUCUUUACCUGAGAACCCAGUUUUCACUGCUGACACCGGGAAAACCUCGUCUGAUCACUUUGUAUAACAUUAGAGUGGCACUUUCUGCAAAUGCAACAGAAGCAAUGAAGGAAUCAAGAAUCCCCGACUUUCUGGCUUCGCUAAAUGGACUGCAGUACAGAGGGAUGGAUUUUGAAGAAUUCUGUGCAGCAGCAAUGAGCGUUCAUCAGCACGAGUCACUCGGGUGUUGGGAGCAAAGUGUCCGCCAUGCUUAUGAGAUUUUCGAGAAAAAUGGAAACCGUGCCAUUGUCAUCGAGGAGCUUGCUUCGGAACUUGGUGUCGGGCCAUCAAUCCCGGUACAUUCGGUUCUGCAUGACUGGAUUAGGCAUUCUGACGGGAAGCUGAGCUACUUAGGAUUCGUUAAACUGUUACACGGCGUCUCUAACCGGCCCUUGGCUAAAACAAGGUGAAGGUCAUUUCCAUACACGAGCAAAAAAAAAAAAGAGAGAAAGCAAGUGAUAUAUAUAUAUAUAUAGAAUGGACAACUCCCUCUGAUGAAAUCUCAGAGUUUGAAUCAGAAAUAUUUCUAAAAGCAAUGCAUGUUCAGACAGUGAAUUGUUAUACAGCAUCUCUUUCAACAUGAAUGAGACCAUAUACAUACAUAGAUAUGUAAUAUAUACAUAAUACAUAGAUAUGUUCUCCCAUAUUCAAGGAUUCCAGUUCAGAACA